AAGAUGAGUACACUUCGUUGUUGCAUUGUGAUACUUUUUGGAGUUCUGAUUGUUGGAGUUGAAGUGGCUGAAAACAAUAAGUCGCAGGAUGAAAGGGAUGCACAUCAUUUCAAGCCCGAUAAAGUAAAAAGUUCAGAUGAAGCUUUAAAACGGAUACGUCGUCAGAUUGGAGCUUUUGGAAUUGGCGCUGGAUUUUAUGGAGGAAGGAAUGUUGGUUCAAUUGGUAAUCCCUUUUAUGGGGCUCCAUAUGGAAAUCCCUACUUUGUGCAACCUUACGGGCACUACUUCCAUGAUCGCAGAUUUGGAGCCAACUACGGUUUCUACGGUCGCUAGACAAAUGUUGUGCUCAACGUCAGUCAAUGUCGACUUAAUAAAGUUAAACAUUAAAAUAUAUAAGAACUGU
Molecule: messenger RNA, 403 nt
Organism: Drosophila sechellia
Lineage: Eukaryota; Metazoa; Arthropoda; Insecta; Diptera; Drosophilidae
Exons: 1
Coding region: 4-333 (109 amino acids)
Source: RefSeq, a predicted model, not a curated record